Drosophila eugracilis is the source of this 2386-nucleotide messenger RNA. Its product is annotated as GTP-binding protein 2. The transcript is spliced from 4 exons. Gene Ontology annotation, molecular function: GTP binding; translation elongation factor activity; GTPase activity. NCBI's taxonomy places the organism in Eukaryota, Metazoa, Arthropoda, Insecta, Diptera, Drosophilidae. Gene Ontology annotation, biological process: translational elongation. The coding region runs from base 317 to 2140 and encodes 607 amino acids. The record is from RefSeq and is a predicted model, not a curated record.
UGCCUUUCGGUUCGCACACUCAUUCUGGUUCGUUCGCGGGCGCAAAACAAAGCGGAGCAGGUUAUAAACAAAAUCGAAAGGUAGCCAAAAGUGGAAAGCACAAGUACAACCACACGGAACCCAAAAACCCAGAACUGGGAACCCAGAUAGCCGAAUAACAGACUCGACCUGGGCAAAUGAAAAGCACAGCCAAAAUCGAUAUUUUGUGCCAGCGUCGCGCGCAAAUAGGAGCUGUUUCAACGUUUAAUUUCGCGAAUUAUUUCAAACCGUUUGGUUCGGAUAGCGAGACAAAUUAAUCGAAAAUCUGCCACACAGUAUGGAGUCCUUCCUGAGCCUAUUCGAUCCCAACCAGGACGACGGCUUCGAGGAGGAGACGGAGCUAAAUGGUAACAGCAGCGGCGGCGGCAGCAGUAGCAGCGAUUAUGAGACGGACGCUAAUGCCAACGAGUGCAGCCUGAGCCACCUGAGCAGUGGAUUGCCCACCGAGAGGGGUAACCUGAUCUUCGACUUCGAGCAGGGAAUGCUGCCACCAGAGCCCCAGCUUGGGAAUGUAGAGUACAAGUUGAAGCUGGUUAACCCCUCGAAGCAGCGUUUCGAGCACCUGGUUACCCAGAUGAAGUGGCGACUGCGCGAGGGUAAUGGCGAGGCCAUCUACGAAAUUGGAGUCUCCGAUGCCGGCUAUCUGCAGGGACUCAGCGACAAGGACAUGAAUGCCUCUCUCACGACACUAAAGCAGAUGGCCCACAGUCUCGGAGCCAGCACCUCGGUGCUCCGGCGGAAGACCAUCGCUUCACGACGGGCCGUGGCCGAGGUUUUGGUGCGGAAGAUCCCCGACGACCAGCAUAACAUAGAGGUGCGAGUUGCAGUGCUCGGAGGAGCUGAUGCCGGCAAAUCCACUUUGCUGGGCGUACUUACGCAAGAUGAGUUGGACAAUGGACACGGCAGGGCGCGGCUCAACAUGUUCCGACACAUGCACGAGAUACAGUCGGGUCGAACCUCCUGCAUCUCCCACGAGACGCUCGGCUUCGAUGCGCUAGGAAAUGUGGUGAACUACAAGUACAAUGAGAUGAUGACGGCAGAGGAGAUCAGCGACAGGUCCAGCAAACUGGUGACCUUCAUGGACCUGGCCGGGCAUCGGCGCUACAUGCGUACCACCGUUCAGGCGCUAAGUGGUUACUCACCCCACUAUGCCAUGCUUGUGGUAUCGGCGGGCAGCGGCUGCAACGACACCACCGAGGAGCACUUGGCCAUAGUCCGAGCAUUGGACAUGCCCUUCUUUGUACUGGUCACCAAAACGGACAUCACUUCGCCAGAUGCCACGGUGCAGGAGUUGUGCAACCUGCUCACCACGAUUGGUUGCCGUAAGGUGCCCUUCGUGGUGACCAACACGGAUGAGGCCAUCUCUGCCGGAUCAAACCAGGUCUCUGAGAACAUAGUGCCCAUCUUUUGCGUGUCAAAUGUCACAGGCACUGGCCUCAACCUAGUCACAAAGUUUUUGUACGUCCUUUCGCCUGGCAUCAGCAACGCUGAGAAGGAUCGCCUCGAGCAGGAGGCAUGCGAGUUCCAGGUGGACGAGAUUUUCCGGGUAUCUGACGUUGGACCCGUGGUCGGUGGGCUGCUGGUCCAGGGAGUGCUUACCGAGAAUAUGCCCAUGAAGAUUGGUCCGCUGCCGGAUGGAAGCUUUCACCCCGUGAAUGUUAAUACUAUUCACCGAAAUAAGGCUCCUUGCCGGGUAGUACGAGCUGGCCAGAGUGCCUCACUGUCCUUUACCUUGGAUCAUGAUCUGCCCACAUUACGCAGUGGCAUGGUACUGCUGGGUGAUGUUGGAAAUAGCCUGGAUGAGCCCUACGGAACUUAUUUCUUCCAGGCCAAGGUAUCGGUGCUGUUCCACGCCACGGCCAUCUAUGUAGGCUUCCAGACCACAGUGCACAUUGGAAGUAUUCGCCAGACGGCGGUCAUCCGGGGCAUCAUGGGCGGUGAGCGACUGGGCACCAACGAUUGUGCGUCGGUAAUGUUCGAGUUCGUCGGUCACCCGGAGUACGUACGUCCAGGAAUGCGCAUCCUAUUCCGCGAGGGCACCAGCAAAGGCAUCGGAGUUGUCACGCAGGUGUUUCCCGUCAACAAGACCGGCAUAAAGUAGAGAAACCCCAAUAGGAAGCUGGACAGCUGGAUAGUUCCAAUGACAUAACUAUAUAUCUCAAACACAGAUGACAUGUACAUAUACUUAAUUAGCGGUUAGAGAGUGGCGUUAAAUGCUAGGCAGAUCUUCAGUACACUUAGUUUCGGGUUCUGUGAUUUUUCGUUUAAGCUCGGCUCACAAUCGGAAAUUGUGUGAAAUCCUCCUUAAUUACUUUUACUUUAUUAAAAGUCCCACAUCAAGAUAUAA